Molecule: messenger RNA, 6094 nt
Organism: Cyclopterus lumpus (lumpfish)
Lineage: Eukaryota; Metazoa; Chordata; Actinopteri; Perciformes; Cyclopteridae
Gene: brd1a
Product: bromodomain containing 1a
Exons: 13
Coding region: 657-4502 (1281 amino acids)
Biological process (GO): regulation of transcription by RNA polymerase II
Cellular component (GO): MOZ/MORF histone acetyltransferase complex
Molecular function (GO): protein binding
Source: RefSeq, a predicted model, not a curated record
UGUGUAACAAGAGGAGAUACACUGAAUCAAUUGCCCAGAGCAUGACAGUUAGAAAGACACAACGUUUGAAACUCACAAGAUCCACAAAACACACCGACACAGGUCUCCGCUUUCCCAAAGUUCGAGCUUUUUUUGUCUGCGUAAGAAUCGACACAAACACCAAAAAAGAAGAAAGGAAAAAAAAAAAGGAAACUCAUUGAUCGUGUGACAGAUGGGCUUUUGUGUGAAAUCCACGACUCACCACCGACAUGACCUCCAGCGUCACACGUAGAGUUGUGCGUGCGGGUGGGAGUUGUCUCGUGAAACGCAUUGUUGUGUUGGGGGAUGAGCCGCUAGAGCUGCUCGAGCUGUUCGCUCCUGGUCGGCUGUGGCUAGCGAGCGACUCCAGCCUCUGAGUGGUCCACAAAGCAAACCAGUCGCAUGCUCCGUUUCGAUUUCAACGUCGAAACCCCCACGGGCACCAAGCAGGCCCCCUUUUUUUAUUGGUUUUAGUCCCUGAAAAGACCCCAGUAUCGCCCGUUGGAUGAGAACACUGUGUACGGAAUUAGAGCCACUUAGCAGGCCGUGUCGCCAUUGCUUUGUACGGCUGCUGGCUGGCUACCGUCUUCCUCAGCUAGCAAAGCUGCUCUUCAAUCCGAGCAACACGGAGCGCCAAGAUGAAGAAGAAAGCUCGGCAGCACCGGGUCGCGGUGCCGCAGAGGCCACCGUCUCCCAUCAAACUGUCGCCCAACAAGCAGAUCCUGACAUACGCCCAGGCGCAGCGCAUGGUGGAGUUCAAUGUCGAUGGCCGCCUCCAUCGGGUCAGCAUAUACGACCAGCUGGACGUUAUCUCGGAUGACGACCCCAUGGUGCAGGAGAUGAUGGAGUGCACCAGCAAUAAGGAGAACGCUGAGAAACCGCAGCAACAGGUCCUCCUGAGGUCAGUCAGACUAAAAAACAACCAGGAGAAGAGAAACGCUGCCCUGGGCAUCACUGUUCAGGGAGAGGGAGGCGGACAUCAGGCCGCCACCAAUGCCGCUCCAAAGCUUCAAGAGCCCAAAUUUCGUACGGUGGAAUAUAAUCUCCCAGCAGUUCCGAAGCGCUCCGCGGCCUUUUACAAAUACACGGAGAAGACGGAGGAAGAGCUGGAUGAGGAAACGGAGUACGACAUGGAUGAGGAGGAUUAUGCCUGGCUGGAUUUGGUGAACGAGAAGCGGAGAAGCGAAGGGGCCAGUCAGGUCUCCCACAAUGUCUUUGAGUUCCUGGUCGACCGCUUCGAGAAAGAGCUGCACUUGGAGAGCCUGGACAAAAGCAGCGAAAAGCAAGCGCCUGUCGACGAGGACGCCGUCUGCUGCAUCUGCAUGGACGGAGAGUGUCACAACAGCAACGCCAUCCUGUUUUGCGACAUGUGCAACGUGGCCGUGCACCAGGAGUGUUACGGUGUGCCCUACAUUCCCGAGGGCCAGUGGCUCUGCAGACACUGCCUCCAGUUGCCCAUGCAGCCCGCAGACUGCAUCCUUUGUCCCAACAAGGGCGGAGCGGUGAAGAAGACGGACGACGAGCGCUGGGGCCACGUGGUGUGCGCCCUCUGGGUCCCCGAGGUCGGCUUCUCCAACACCACCUUCAUCGAGCCCAUCGACGGCGUUAGCCACAUUCCUCCAGCCCGCUGGAAGCUCACCUGCUACCUCUGCAAGGAGAAAGGUGUCGGGGCGUGCAUCCAGUGCCACAAAGCUAACUGUUACACCGCCUUCCAUGUCAGCUGUGCCCAAAAGGCGGGCCUCUUCAUGAAGAUGGAGCCGAUCAAAGACGUGACGGACGCCGGAGAGCCCACGUUCUCCGUGAAAAAGACAGCCUACUGUGGGGCUCACACGCCUAACGGGUGUGUGAGGAGGCCUCUCACGAUCUACGAUAAUGCAAAACCCAGAAAUGGACUAUGUAAGAAAGUGGAAAGAGGGAGAGGCGUUGGUAAAGGACGGUCCAAAGGAAAGAAGAAGAAGAAGAAGAGUAAGAAGCCCGAGCCGGAACCUGAAAGUGAAGCUGCAACCCUUGCUACUGUGCCUACGUUUCCUGCUCACAGGUUACAAACCAUUCUGAACCAGGUGUCGGUUCAGAAGAAGAAAGCGUUCGUGGAGCUGGUGCUGAAUUACUGGACAUUAAAGAGGCAAUCCAGGAAUGGGCUUCCCCUCAUCAGACGCCUUCAGACCAGCAUGCAGUCUCAGAAGAAUGCGCAACCGCGGCAGUGCGAGGAGGAGAGCAGGGCCCUGAAGGACCAGUUGAAGGAGUGGCACCGUCUCCGACACGACCUGGAGAGAGCCCGGCUGCUGCUGGAACUGAUCCGCAAGAGGGAGAAGCUCAAGAGGGAAGAGAUCAGACUGCAGGAGACCCUCCUAGAGAUACGGUUGAGUCCCUUCAGUAUUUUGCUCAGAGCCCUGUUGGACCAGCUGCAGACAAAAGACCAAGCCAAGAUCUUCACCCAGCCGGUGGAUGUCAAUGAGGUGCCCGACUACCUCGACCACAUCAAGCACCCAAUGGACUUCUCCGCCAUGCGUCAGCGCAUCGACACACAGGCCUACAACAACUUUGAACAGUUCGAGAAUGACUUCAACCUCAUUAUUGAUAAUUGCAUGAAAUACAACUCAAAGGACACCUAUUUCUACCGGGCUGCUGGCCGCCUCCGAGACCAGGGCGGGUCCCUGCUCAGGAAGGCCCGGCGGGACGUGGAGAAAAUCGGCUUCGACGCGGAGAGCGGCGUGCAUCUGGCCGAAGCGCCGGAAAUCAAAGCACCCACGUGCUUCUCGUGGGAGGACGUGGACCGCCUGCUAGCGCCAGCCAACCGGGAGCACCUGUCACUGGACAAGCAGCUGCAGCAGCUACUGGAGAAGUUUGACCUGACCUGCGCCAUGAAGUCCAGCCCCUCCCGCAGCAAGCGCCUAAAGCUGCUCAAGAAGACCAUCAACGAUGUGCGCAAUGAAAUGAGCCUGAAGAGAGUCCUGCCCUCCGGCCACCAUCACCACCACCACCACCAUCAUCACCACCACCACCACCACCACCAUUCGACUCCCUCCACAUCAGCAUCGUCUUUGUCAGCUCCCUCCCACCCAGAGCUGAGUAAAGAACCGAAAGAAGAGAGAUCGAAACCCAAUGGACAUUUCCAUGAUGACGAGGGAGACACGUCUCUUCCUCCUAAACUGGAGCCUUCGGACUCCAUCCCCCCCCUCAACCACUCGGACAUAGACCCCGGGCCCCCCACCCUCAAACCAAUCGGCGCCGCCCCCGACCGUGAGGACAGGCGUCCGGGCAAGUUCGCGAGGUGCGAUGUGGAGGUACCGGAGCUGCUGUCUUCCGCUCCUCGCCUCAACGGCCACUCCCGCGACGGCCUCCCGAACUCGCUGCUGGACGGGGACGUGAGCGUGGUGGCCACGUCGACCCUCGCGGCGCCGACGGGCACGGUUAACCGCCGGACGGCCGUGCUCUUCCGCAAGUCGAAGGGCGCCAGCCCCCGCAAGCCGCCGAGGUGCGGGGACGAGGGAGGCGGUGGAGUAGACCGGAAAGAAGGCCAGGAGGUGGAGGAGGAAGCUGACGACAGCGCACAGCUGGGCUCCAAAUCCUUCCUGUCGGUGGUCAUACCUCGGCUGGAGACGCUGCUCCACAGCAAGAAGAGGAAGCACAGCGGCAGCAGGGGCAGCGAGGAAGAGGAAGAGGAGGAAGAGGAGGAGGAGGGGGGAGGAGGAGAGGGAGAGCACGAGGAGGAAGAGGAGGAGGAGCAGAGAGAGUCCCCUGUGAAACGCCUUGACACUGGCUUGUUGAGCAGUUUUCUGGAGGUGGAAGAGGAGAAGGAGCUCGUGGACUCCGGUCGGGCCAGUCGGCCCGUGGAGCCACGGAGACGCUGUGCCUCCGAGUCCUCCAUCUCCUCAUGUAGCAGUUUGCCCGGAAGCACCAGCACCGUUCUCAGUCUUCCAAAAUGUGGGAAAGGGAAACCCGCCUUGGUCCGGAGGAACACUGUGGACGAUAAAAGUGAAUUAAUCGCCUGCAUCGAAACCGGGAACUUUGCGAAAGCUGCUCGAAUCGCUGCCGAGGUUGGCAACAGCAAUAUUUGGAUGCCCGCUAGUGCUGCAACAGUUGCAUUGGAACCCCUAAAGCUAGUUUGGGCCAAAUGUAGUGGAUACCCUUCCUACCCUGCCUUGAUCGUCGACCCGCACAUGCCGCGCGUGGGCUGCCAGCACAACGGGGUCUCCAUCCCCAUGCCCCCCAUGGACGUGCUCCGCAUCGGGGAACAGAUGCAGUACAAAGCCGAAGAGAAACUCUACCUCGUCCUCUUCUUCGACAACAAGCGCAGCUGGCAGUGGCUUCCUAGAUCCAAGAUGGUUCCUCUGGGAAUGGACAAGACCAUCGACAAAAUUAAAAUGAUGGAGGGACGCACGUCCAGCAUUCGCAAGGCGGUCCAGAUCGCCUACAGCCGCGCCAUGAACCACCUGAGCAUCGUGCAGGACGAGCCGGUCAGCGACCUCAGCGACGUGGACUGAUGACGCUCUCUCUCUCUCUCUCUCUCUCUCUCUCUCUCUCUCUCUCUCUCUCUCUCUCUCUCUCUCUCUCUCUCUCUCUCUCUCUCUCUCUCUCUCUCUCUCUCUCUCUCUCUCUCUCUCUCUCUUACACACACACCUUGACCUCUCCUGUACCAAAUACCCUCCUCUCUCCUAACUCUCUCCGUUUCUGCAAGGAGACUCAAAUGUUUACUGGGCACCCGCCGUAACAGGUGGUGUCUCUUCCUCAUCCAUUCCUCCUCACACCCGCCCUCCUACCAUGUGCCGAUGGGAUACGGCUGCUGCUGAAAUGAAUGUGUCUAUCUUAUCCUCUCCUCCACCACCUCCAGACUCGUAACUGUGCUUAGAGACCGCUCUUUUAUGUCCCCUGUCCCCACCCCCCACCUCCCCUCCCCCGCCUCCACCGCCUCCACCAAUCACGACUGUCAUUUCAAGGCAAAAAGCCCCGUCAGUGAUUGAUUCCGUAUAUCGCGGCAGCCUUACCAACCUCGCCUGUGGUGUCAGGACUUUGUAGUAAGACAAGAACGUCACACCGACUGAACAUCUUUUGACUGGCUGAUCGUCGGUUAAUUUGGGCAGGCAGCCAAUCAUCAUUUCAAGUUAUAAAAAAAAAAAAGAAGAAGCAUCUAGUCGCUGCUACAUGAAAUAUUUUUCAGUUGUAGCCUUUAAAUAAAUGACCUUACGUCAAGGUCACAUUUCCAUACUGGUCAUCUCUAUUUCCAAAUACCUUCCUUUUGUAUUUAAACUGUAAAUAAUCUGUACAGAUGCCUGACACUAACUUAUUUUGUAGUUUUGACAUAAAUGGUUACUGUACAGGAGUUUUCUUAGUAUUUAUACUUGAUGCAUUCUUGGCACUAACAUGAGAGUGCUAUUUUGAGUGAUGUAUGAUCAAGGAGAAUAAAAGUGCAAAUGCCUUAGUGUUAAUUAAGGAGAUUAGGGCUAAAAUGUCAUGUUUCUGAAAAGUAUGAAAGUAUUCAUUUUUUUUUAAGUUAUUGAAGUUUAUAAUCGUAAGCUUCCAUUUGGCAUUAACCCUUUUUGUAUUCAAAAAUAGUUUUAGUAUAUUUUUGUUCAUAUAUAUAUUUAUAUGAUUUGAAGUCUCUGAAGCUCAUACAGGCAGUCUGAUGUUGUGGACCCAGAACGUAUAUAUUGUUCUCAAGAAACCAAAAAAGUUGCUACCCCCGAAGUUUUUUUUCUUUCUUUUUUGCUGAUUAAUUUCCUGUGUGAUGUGUGACAUUGUUGCCAAAAAAAGAAGAAAAAAAAGUAAAGUGUAUUUUUAUGUGAUACAUUUGACUGUUACUUGGUUUUGCUGUAGUCGUGGGGAGACGGGCCUGCGGUAACUUAUUGUAAAGCAUUUGCAUUACUUUAUAUCCAAGGAAAGACGUGCGAACUGAUUGUGGUAACGUGGCACAUUUUGUGGUGGAUACUUGCCUUCUUUUUAAUAACCUUUUCUAGCUUCUUUUAAUUUGUUUUGUUGUAGACUUCAACACAUUUAAUUUUAUACGAUUGCCUAUUUUUUUUUGUGGGUAGCAUUAGGCCGUUUUUUAUAUAUUUCAUUUUGUACUUAACUGUUGUAG